Acyrthosiphon pisum (pea aphid) is the source of this 873-nucleotide messenger RNA. RefSeq lists its product as uncharacterized. The record is from RefSeq and is a predicted model, not a curated record. The transcript has 3 exons. Bases 135 to 788 code for a protein of 217 amino acids. Lineage: Eukaryota; Metazoa; Arthropoda; Insecta; Hemiptera; Aphididae.
AAGGACCACGGUACCAGUCAUCGGCAUCGCACUAUAUCUCAACAUACAUCAAGUAUACACAACGACCACAGGUUGAAGUUUGCAGAUUCGUUGUACCUAUUAACAACGUAAGAAGAAAUCAUAUCAAACACGAAAUGGCUUCUUUCAAGUAUCUGAUAUUCAUCACCUUGGCCGUAUACUCCGUUGUCGCCGAAGAAGGAGUAAGAGCCAAAAAACACGCUUACGUCGCCGCUGCCCCAGCUCCGGUUUUGGCUUACUCUGCCUCAGCCCCAGGAUCGUUCUCGUAUGGAUACUCUGAUUACACCACCUACCCGGUAGCAGGAGCAUACCACGCACCAGCCGCCUACCCGGCAGCGUACCCAGCAGCAUACCCAGCAGCGUACCCAGUAACGGCUUAUGCCGCCCACGAAGACGACGGCCAAUAUUAUCCCGGCAAAUACGAAAAGGCUUCCAUCCCAGCAGUGUACCCAGCAAUAGCUUAUGCCUCCCACGAAGACGACGGCCAAUACUAUCCCGGCAAAUACGAAAAGGCUCCCAUCCCAGCAGCAUACCCAGCAACGGCUUAUGCCGCCCACGAAGACGACGGUCAAUACUUUCCAGGCAAAUACGAAAAGGCCGCCAUCCCAGCACCUUACGUGAUCGGACACCCGAGCCACCAAGAAGACGACGGUCAAUACUAUCCCGGCAAAUACGAAAAGGCCUCCGUUCCAGCAACAGCUUAUGCCGCCCAUGAAGACGACGGUCAAUACUAUCCCGGCAAAUACGAAAAGCCUGAAUCCCACUACUGAACACUCACACAACAAUGAUUCUCAUCCUUCCGUAGUCUUUUCAUUUGACUUUCAACAAUAAAAACGUGAUCUUAAUUUUUCAACA